AUGCCAUCGAGAAUUCACACCCCGCAUUCCUUGGCCACAAUCCGAGCGGCUAAGCGCCCCACUGAUCCCCUACUGUAUUUUGAUAGUUCACUUUGCCAUGUGGUAUUGAUCCUUACAGUACCUGGAGUAUGA
Molecule: messenger RNA, 132 nt
Organism: Blumeria graminis f. sp. triticale
Lineage: Eukaryota; Fungi; Ascomycota; Leotiomycetes; Helotiales; Erysiphaceae
Source: the annotation of a GenBank genome assembly